Molecule: messenger RNA, 1389 nt
Organism: Prunus avium (sweet cherry)
Lineage: Eukaryota; Viridiplantae; Streptophyta; Magnoliopsida; Rosales; Rosaceae
Source: RefSeq, a predicted model, not a curated record
AUGUCGGGUCAACAUCGUAAUGUUAAGAGAUCAAGGACUAUUCAAGAUUUUUUUAAGAGAAACAAUGAUGAAUCAUCAACUAGCAUGCCUUCGGGUCCUUCUCUGUCUCCUCCAAUAUGUGAGGAGCAACCUCCUUCUCAACCUCAAAGAAUUGAAGAUGAAAACGUAAGAGUCGAGUCUCAUCAAGAAGUUAAUACCAAUUCUCUCGAGCGUGAUCCCGGAUUACGUCCUCAAAUAGACACAUAUCCACCUAAUGAACGUGAUAAUGUUCGAAGAGCAUAUAUUCUCUUAGGACCAUGUCAACCACAAUUAAAGGAAUUUCCAUCACACUUAGAAGGGAAACAAAAGCGUCGAUUUGUUGGUAGUUGGUAUAAGCAAUACCAUUGGCUUGAGUAUAGUGUUCAUAAAGACAAAGUGUUUUGCUUUCCAUGCUUUCUUUUUGACAUUGAUCACUUACAUAAGGCAUUCACUGUAGAGGGAUUUAGAAGUUGGAGAAGAGUUGGUGGAAAAGAGUGUGUUUUCCUUAUUCAUAUAGGCAAUAUAAAUUCACCACAUCAUUUUGCUAUGCAAAAGUGGAUGGAUUUAAAAAACCCGUCUCACCAUAUUGACAGAGUAGUGCAAACCCCACAAGAAGUUGCAAAAAACCGAUUGAGGCUUACAACCACAAUAGAGGCGAUUAGGUAUUUAGCAAAUCAAGGAAUGGCUUUUAGAGGUGAUGAUGAAUCUUAUGACUCCUUUAAUCGAGGCAAUUUCAUUGAGUUGGUGAAGGCUUUUGCAAGAAUGAAUGUAAACAUUGAAAAAGUUGUGUUACAAAGUGCUCCCUUGAAUGCCCAAUAUAUUUCAAAUAAGAUACAAAAGGAGAUCCUAAGUAUCUAUUCUACCAAAGUGAGAAAAAGGAUACGCGAUGAAAUUGGGGAAGAUGGGAAAUUUUGUAUUCUUGUUGAUGAAGCACUAGACGACUCUAAGAAGGAACAAAUGGCUAUUAUCAUAAGGUUUGUUGGUUGUGAUGGGCAUAUUCAAGAAAGGUUUUUUGAUAUUGUGAGUGUUCAUGAUACUAACUCCCCAACUCUUAAAAGUGAUAUUUGUAAAGUUCUUGGCAAGCAUAAUCUUUUAGUGAGCAAUAUGCGUGGUCAAGGAUAUGAUGGUGCUAGCAAUAUGCGUGGUGAAUGGAGUGGCUUACAAGCAUUAUUUCUCAAAGAUUGUCCAUAUGCAUAUUAUAUACACUGCUUUGCUCAUCGUCUUCAAUUAGCUUUAAAUGGUGCAGCUAAAGAGGUAGGACUCGUUUGGAGAUUUUUUUCAAUGUUGAAUAACAUUGUGAAUUUUGUUGGUGCUUCUGCCAAACCCACAAUCGUUCGAUUAGAAGUCGAAUUCAAACAGGCGCACCAGUAG